UCAUGAUCAUAUCAUUUCAUAUAUAUAUGUAGGAGUGGCAAUUUUGAAAAAUAACAUAUACCGAAGGAGAGAGAUGGAGGGUGAAGCACAUAAUUUCAUUUUUGUUUGGAGUGUAGCUUUGGCAUCUCUUCUCUACUCUCAUAAUAUUGGAAUGUUUAUUUCACCAGGUACAACAAGAUUCUUGUCUUUAUUUCCAGUCAUAUUUCUCUUUUUUUAUCUUCCUUUAAGUCUUCACACAAUGUUCCUUUGUGGUCCAACCUUCUUCGUCUUGUCAUGGCUUGGAAGCUUCAAGCUCAUUCUUUACGCUUUUGGUCAAGGUCCUUUGUCUUCACAUCCACCCCUUCCUUUAUCUCAGUUCAUGUCUACAGCUUGCCUACCCAUUAAGAUCAAAAAGAACCAACUGUACUCAUCUCAAGAUUUCACAAAAAAACCCCAGAGAUCCCCUAAAGAUUAUGCUCUUAGGGUUCUUCUCUUAUUGGUUGCAGUUAAGGCUUAUGGAUAUAGAGAAAAUCUUCAUCCUUUAUUCGCGACCUCAAUUUAUGCCUAUUAUAUCUUCUUCUCGCUGGAGUUACUCCUCGCUGUGGCUGCAUUUUUUGCUCGAAUCCUCGUUGGUGCUGAACUUGAACCACAAUUUGAUCAGCCUCACCAUGCUACAUCUGUCCAAGACUUUUGGGGUAAAAGAUGGAACCUUAUGGUUUCUAGCAUACUACGCCCUACAGUGUACUUUCCAGCUCGCCAGAUCUUCGGUCAUCUGCUUCCUGCAGGAUGGUUAGCAAUUCCUGCUGUUUUCUCAACAUUUUUAGUGUCUGGUAUCAUGCACGAGAUGAUAUUUUACUAUCUUGGCCGGUUAACCCCAACAUGGGAAGUUACUUGGUUCUUUGUAAUUCAAGGCAUUUGGGUUGGAACUGAGAUUGUGCUCAAGAAACAAAUAGGUCAGAAGUUUGAGCCACCUACCAUUGUAUCGAAGAUAUUAACAUUGGCGUUUGUGUUGAUUACAAGCUUUUGGCUCUUCUUUCCGCCAUUCAUGAGGUUAAAUCCAUUUGGAAGAGGUUGUAGAGAGGUAUUGGCAUUUGGAGGUUUUUUCAAGCAUGGCCAAUUAAUUAGCCCUGACGAGUAUUCAUGUCCAUAUUUUUAAAACGGACAUAUAUAUUUUUGCAUAAAUAUAUAAUAGUAGCUAAUAUCAGUUGUGUUUGGCAAAAGUAUUCCUUUGGAAACUACAGUUUUUAUUUUUAUAUGAAUGUUUGAUAAAAUUUGUUGGA
Messenger RNA from Lactuca sativa (garden lettuce), 1259 nucleotides. RefSeq names its product acyl-CoA--sterol O-acyltransferase 1. Gene Ontology annotation, biological process: lipid metabolic process. The record is from RefSeq and is a predicted model, not a curated record. Lineage: Eukaryota; Viridiplantae; Streptophyta; Magnoliopsida; Asterales; Asteraceae.